This is a messenger RNA of Didymodactylos carnosus, 261 nucleotides long. The record is from the annotation of a GenBank genome assembly. Lineage: Eukaryota; Metazoa; Rotifera; Eurotatoria; Philodinida; Philodinidae.
AUGAACAUGGAAGGAAUUAUUGGAUAUGUUUAUCCAACAAAACAGUCUGGUUAUAUUAUAGCAGCUUAUCGUCCUUAUUUAUCAGACAGUUCAAACAAUGACGCAACUAUACAAAAAGAUAUUCUAAUUAAAAACAAGGACGGCAUUUUAAAUUGGAUUGCUGAACAUGAUCUAGCUGUCGUUGAUCGAGGUCUUCUAGAUAGUACCGGAAUGAUGCGAACACCAGGUCUUGAUGUGUGUAUGCCGAAUUUUUUUAAAUGA